AUGGCCGACCAAAAAAAUCGCACAUGGAUUCCUGAGGACUCGAAAGCCCUGAGGUAUUCUAACUGCACUUCCCCGAGCGCCUGGCUCGUUGAAUUUAUCGGCAGCAUGGAUUUGUUAUCACUUAGGACCGUGGACGCUAUUUUCGAAGGCUACGAUUACUAUUGGCGAGAGAACAACAUUACAAAACCAAAAAUCGACGAGGUUCUCAAUUGGGUUCUCAACGUGGACGAAUGCGACGGCCAGAGUAUGUGUGGCAGCCACCCGGUCUCUCAAAUCAUAGAUUAUGCAUUCGAUCAUUGCCAAGCCGAUGUCUGUCGGGGAUUACCUUGGCAAGGUAACGCUGACCAAGCUGGGAGAGGAAUGAUCUUCGCCUAUGGCUCCCAAGCCGUACUUGUAACGAUUUAUCUUAUCAUCUUGUUCAUAUCACGGAUUAGCAAACUCGACUCGACAACUGACGCUCGAUCCACCACCAAAACAGGUCAAACGCGGACGCUGUUAAGAAGAAUCCAUGAUUCUGCUCGCGAGACACUGCGCACAUUUCUCGAUGCGUCUCUAUUGUUCAGUAUUGCGAUGAUUAUCGCCGCCAUUGUGACCGCAAACAUCGCUUUGGCAUCCGUUCGCAAAUUGGAGACCGAGCACCUCUCAACUGGGAUCAUUACAAGAGAGCUCCCUCUCAACAGUACAGUCCAAUUGUCCGCCUUUGCGGCAUUGCUCAGCAUCUUCCCGGCGAUAGCUCUGCAUUCGUCAGCAUCAAGUCUUCUUCGACGCAAAGUCUACCGCCAAAGUGUUUGGAUACUGGUAGGCGUAUUAGUUGUCCUGAUGUUUGUUCUCAGUAGAAUGGCAGGAAGUGAGAUUUUCACCUUCCACGAUAAAAAUGACGAAGAUAUGACCUUUAACGGAAAGGCUUUGUUUGAAAAUCUCUGCAUCGACAAUCAGGUGCCGUCGCAUCUUAGGCUAAUUGUCUUGGUUUUCUUCAUCUCCCUGAGUGCCUUCGGAAGUAUUUACAUAUUAUCCAUGAUUCCUUGGAUCCAAAAACAUCUGGAGAAGAUUCAAGAUGCUUUGAGUUCCAUGAUGGCUUUGUUCGCGACCAUAGCCAUGUGGAUAGCAUUUGGCGCAUUUUACUAUUACCGAAAGCAGGUGGAGAAAAACGCCGGCGAGACAAACGAGAACCAUAAAUGGACAUUUGGUCAGGUCAUCGGAUUGUGUACCUUCGCACCGAUCGUCGUCGAAUUCCUCUUCGUCCUUGUUGAAAGACCCGAAAAGGCAUUAACAGGUACGAUGUCCAAGAGAUUCCAGGUUAAUUCUGUCAAACACUCGAUCGAAGAAGAGCAGACAUAUACAGAGAUAGGAUUCUCGGAUGAAGUCCCACUUCGGGUGGUAGAACGGGCCAAGUGA
Messenger RNA from Paraphaeosphaeria sporulosa, 1395 nucleotides. RefSeq lists its product as uncharacterized. Lineage: Eukaryota; Fungi; Ascomycota; Dothideomycetes; Pleosporales; Didymosphaeriaceae. The record is from RefSeq and is a predicted model, not a curated record. Bases 1 to 1395 code for a protein of 464 amino acids. The transcript is spliced from 2 exons.